CGCAGUUGCGAGGUGCCGGGACGCUGCGUGGUUUGCUUUCGAUUCAGGAUCUUAUUUUGACACCGAGGGCGGGGGUCUGGCGGCUUUGGUUCGCUUGGUAUUGCGUGGGCGGCAUUUUGGGACCCACAUGAGCCAGUGGCAUCAUGCCCGCAGUGAUCGGAGCCGGGGACGCGACUCUUCCGGACGUUCGUCAGGCAAGAAGAAGGGCAAAAACCGCAUUCCGGAAAGGUGGAAAGACUAUCUCCCAGUUGGACAGCGGAUGCCUGGAACUCGUUUCAUUGCUUUCAAAGUUCCUUUGCAAAAGAAUUUUGAAAAGAACCUUGCUCCAGAAGAAUGCUUUUCCCUUUUGGAUCUUUUUAACAAGAUUCGAGAACAAAAUGAAGAGCUUGGGCUUAUUAUUGAUUUAACAUAUACUCAACGCUAUUAUAAACCAGAGGACUUGCCAGAAACUAUUUCUUACUUAAAAAUUUUUACAGUUGGGCAUCAGGUGCCUGAUGAUGACACUAUUUUAAAAUUCAAACAUGCUGUUAAUGGAUUUGUGAAAGAAAAUAAAGAUAAUGACAAACUUAUUGGUGUCCACUGUACCCAUGGUUUGAACAGGACUGGCUACCUCAUCUGCAGAUAUUUGAUUGAUGUACAAGGCAUGAGGCCAGAUGAUGCAAUUGAAUUGUUCAAUCGGUGUCGGGGACAUUGCUUAGAAAGGCAGAACUACAUUGACGACUUGCAGCAUGGUCCUAUCAGAAAAAGUCAGAAAUCCAGGGUGUCCAGAUCGAGUGGUUUUGAGGACUCAGCACAUCUCAUGGAUCCAACCCACAGUACUGAUAAGGCUGAUCACCAGGGACAUAGACAGAGCCUGCAUCGGAGCCACGGCUACCCAGCACCUUCUCGGCACGUCCGUAACCAGACCCCAAAUUUGCAACAUUCUAUCAGGAAAUUUUCACAAAAUCACGUUUACCAGAGAGGCCGCCUCCCUCCCCCCGGCCCCCCUGGAGAGGACUACUCCCGGAAGAGAUACACUUGGGAUGUGAAGACCAGCGGCAGGCGCACAGCCUGCAGUAGCAGGUGGUACUCGGACACUUACCACAGACUGUCCCAUCCGGCCUACUGGGGAUGGACCGAGUGAUGCAGACUUGCCUGGGAACCCUGGAUACCAGAGCCAAACUGAAGCAAGCUCGAGUGACUUUUAAUUAAAUCAGGUCAAACAAAAUUUUUGAAUCUAUUUUAUUGCUCCCUUAUGUGCUAAAGCUUAAAGAAUUAUAUUAAUAUUUACCUCUUUGCUGAUAGAUUUGCCAUAAUUUCAGCAGUGCAGGAAAAGAAUCUGUUAUUCUAGUCUUAAAUUUUUCUAAGGAAAGCUAUUUUAGAACUGUAACAUAUUAAGAACUUCCCUUGCAAAUUAUUUUUUAAAAUUAUAUCUUGUAAUAUGUGUGUGUGUGUGUGUGUACAGAAAUGUUUAGUGCUCUUGUCAUGUUCUAAGAUUGACCCAGACAUUAUGGGUAUCUUUUUUCCUCUAACUGUUCAAAAUUUCUAUUAAAAUCUACCAAGAAGACAGUUUAUUUUACAAUCUA
Messenger RNA from Lepus europaeus (European hare), 1565 nucleotides. RefSeq names its product dual specificity phosphatase 11 (gene DUSP11). The record is from RefSeq and is a predicted model, not a curated record. Gene Ontology annotation, biological process: protein dephosphorylation. Bases 128 to 1123 code for a protein of 331 amino acids. NCBI's taxonomy places the organism in Eukaryota, Metazoa, Chordata, Mammalia, Lagomorpha, Leporidae. Gene Ontology annotation, molecular function: polynucleotide 5'-phosphatase activity; protein tyrosine/serine/threonine phosphatase activity. The transcript has 9 exons.